UGCAAAGACUUCUGCUCUGUGAUACCGAUAGAAACCAAAUCAAUGAUUCAAUUCAAUUAAAAAAAUACUGAGCGAAUGAGACAGAACAGAAACGUAGAGUCAGAUAUUUAAGUGAUUUUUAUAGACGUAUUUUUUUAUUUUUAAUUGACUUUUGAAUGUUAAUAUCUUCAGAUUGAUUUACAUGUUUAACUUUUUGUAACUUUUAGCUUCUUUUAUUUUUAGUUACAGCAGAAAAGAUCUAUUUUUCUUCCUUUUUCUCUUCUUUCAUAGUUUUCUGUCUAUACCAGCCAACCUCUCCCGUGCCUCAUGGUUUUCCACGAGGCACGGGAGAGGUUGGCUGGUAUUGGCUGGCUUGCUUUUCGAAAAAAUUGACCCGACAUUGAGCUCUGAUGUCUUCUUCCUUCUUCUUUUAUUCUAAAUAAGCCAAAUAAUGAGACAUUUUCCCUUCAGCAGCAGAAUAUUGAUUAAAUAAUAACUUGUGGUUAAUGAUUCAGUUAAUAAUGUGUGUCGAAGGAAACUUAUUUGCUCUUAAUCUUCAUUUUACAACAUUUCCUUUUAUCUUUUUUUCUUUGUUUAAUCACAGAUUGAUAAUUAAACAUCAGCAUAAAAGAUGGGCGACUGGGGAUUCUUGUCAAGCCUGUUGGAUAAAGUCCAGUCUCACUCCACGGUCAUCGGGAAGAUCUGGAUGAGCGUCCUCUUCUUGUUCCGGAUCAUGGUCCUGGGUGCCGGUGCCGAGGCCGUCUGGGGCGACGAGCAGUCGGGUUUCCUCUGUAACACUCAACAACCCGGUUGUGAGAACGUCUGCUACGACUGGACCUUCCCCAUCUCCCACAUCCGCUUCUGGGUCCUCCAGAUCAUCUUCGUCUCCACGCCGACGCUGGUCUACCUGGCUCACGCCAUGCACAUCAUCAGCAAGGAGAACAAACUGAGGGAGAAGCUGGCGAGCCCCGGCGGGAGUCGGCUGGUCAAAAUGCCCAAAUACACCAACGAUAAGGGGAAGGUGAAGAUCAAGGGGAACCUGCUGGGGAGCUACCUGACCCAGCUCGUCUUCAAGAUCAUCAUCGAGGCGGCCUUCAUCGUGGGCCAGUACUACCUGUACGGCUUCGUCAUGGUGCCCAUGUUCCCCUGCUCCAAGUCUCCCUGUCCCUUCACCGUAGAGUGCUACAUGUCCCGACCCACCGAGAAGACCAUCUUCAUCAUCUUCAUGCUGGUGGUGGCGUGCGUCUCUCUGCUUCUCAACUUCAUCGAGAUGUUCUACCUGCUCUGCACCAGGAUCCGAUGCGGGUCGAGGUCUCGCAAUCAGAAGAUCACUUCGGCAGAAAACCCUGCGAGCCUGACGACGCUGCGGUGGCCCACAGCGGACGACGCUCUGAAGCAGAACAGAGCGAACAUGGAGCUGGAGGGAAGCCAGAGUAUCGGAGGAAGCCUGGACGGAGCCAAAGAGGAGAAACGGCUGCUGAGUGGUCACUAAAAAAACGUUUAUUAUAUAAUUUAUUAAAAGCUGCCUGAACACUUUAUGUCAGAAUAUCAAAGAAAAGAUGUCACUGUGUAGUAUGUAAUGUAUUCUUGAUAAGAAAAGUAUUUUUAAGGCCUCGUUGUUGUAAUUUUCACAUUUAUUUUGUAUGUUUAAAUGAAAAUGAAUCAUGGAAAGUGUGCAAUAUGUUUGUAUGUGUUUAUGCUUUAAUGUUCUCACUGUAAAUCUGUAACAAUUAGCUGUAAUUGAAUUUGUCCUUUUAAGUUAUUACUGACAUUUUUUUAUGCUGUUUUCAAUAAAUGAUUCAAGUUUGUAUAAAAA
Molecule: messenger RNA, 1795 nt
Organism: Scomber scombrus (Atlantic mackerel)
Lineage: Eukaryota; Metazoa; Chordata; Actinopteri; Scombriformes; Scombridae
Product: gap junction Cx32.2 protein
Exons: 1
Coding region: 611-1471 (286 amino acids)
Biological process (GO): cell communication
Cellular component (GO): connexin complex
Source: RefSeq, a predicted model, not a curated record